AGCCGAUAGAUAUUCAGAACGUUGGUUUUGAAGACUCUGUCUCUGGCUCGUCACAUGAUUGGGCGUCAUCUUGGGUUUGGGUGAAAACAGAUAAUUAGGGAUGUGUAUUUACAACUUCAACUUUUAUUAGUAGAAGCCAAACCAACGCAUCUCUGCUCUGCUCAUCGGUCUGCACUCCAAAUAUUCUCUCAAUCCCUCGCUUUCUCACUCUCCAUCGACUUUAUUUGUAUCAAACUUCAGAAUCACUACGACAUAAAACCAUAGAAAGAUCUCGGCUUGUCUUCUUCGAGGGGGCAUUGCUGAUUUGUAUUUGGUGCAACUGUUGGAGAGAUGGGUAUUAGGGUGGUUUGCUGGCCCUGACGCUUUGUUCUAGCGUUUUUCUCUUAUGUACCUGGACGUCUAUCGAAUUGCUAAAGAGUGCUUAUAUUUUCGGAUAAGAGGGAAGCUAUGUAUGGUAGGGCUGGUCUUGAUAGAUUUAAGAAAGCUCAGUCUUUGGAGCCGUUUUCGGUGACUGCAAACUCUACAUCUAAAGUAGCUACACAGCCUGCUUCUAAACCUACUACCCAGCCCUCGGAUUUGAAGUCUCUGUCUCAAAGUCCUCACCAGAAAACCCAGAACCAGAGCCAAUACCACGUUACUCAAAAACCUCUAGCAGCAGAUGUGGGACCAGCUGGGGUGCCGGCACGGCAAGUGGUGACUCAGCUUGGAGGGGGACAGUCAACUUGGAAGCCUCCUGAUUGGGCCAUUGAACCCCGUCCUGGUGUCUAUUAUCUUGAUGUGUUGAAGGAUGGUGAGGUUCUUGAUCGCAUUAAUCUGGAUAAACGGAGGCAUAUAUUUGGAAGACAGGCACAGGCGUGUGAUUUUGUGCUUGAUCAUCAGUCUGUCUCGCGUCAGCAUGCUGCUGUCAUUCCUCACAAGAAUGGGAGCAUUUAUGUCAUUGAUCUUGGAUCUCCGCAUGGUACAUUUGUUGCAAAUGAACGCUUGACAAAAGAUUCCCCUGUUGAGCUCGAGGCGGGGCAGUCUUUGCGGUUUGCUGCCUCAACAAGAACUUAUAUUUUGAGAAAGAACAGUGCAGCCCUUUUCCCACCCACUCCACUACCAACAGAAAUCAAUCAUCCCCCAUCUCCUGAUCCUUUGGAUGAAGAAGCCGUUUUGACGUAUAACACAUUUUUGAAUCGCUAUGGCCUGACCAAAUCAAAAAAACGGUCUUCAUCCACUGAGCCAGGAGGCUCACCUGCAGGCGGAAGACAUGAAAACCAUCAUAUGGAGAAAUCUGCAAAGAAAAUUAGGAAAAUGAGAGUGGCAUUCAGGGAUCAAGUUGGGGGUGAGCUGGUUGAGGUGGUUGGGGUUUCAGACGGUGUGGAUGUUGAUACAGAACCUGGUCCAGUGGGCGUUAAAGAAGGAAGUCUUGUUGGGAAAUAUGAAUCCCUUGUACAAAUCACAGUAAUACCAAAAGGGAAGGAGCAGUCUUGUGCGAAGGAAAUUAAUAUUUCCGAGAAAGGGGUAACCGAUAGGUUACAAGAAGUCUUGAACAAGGUCAAAAAUCCCCCAAAAAGUGGGAUUUAUGAUGACCUUUACGGGGAAUCAUUUUCUGGUCAAGUAGGUUCAUCCUGGGCGUAUUCUUCUGUCAACUCUGGUGGUAGACAAGCUCCUCCAACUAAAGAUCCCGAAGUUAAGCAAGCUGUUGGUGACUUAAGUGGAGAAGCUGGGAAUGACUCUGGCAUUGUUGAUGAUGACAGUGAUGAUUUAUUUGGCGACUAGCUCUUUGAACAAAAAAUUCUUGGGGCAAGACCUACAAUUUUCAGGCCCCCAAGCUAGGCUGCUGCGUCUGAUGUAGUAGACCUUCAUUUACAAGUGGACUAGAGUAAUUGGAGCUUUUGAUUAUGGCGUGCCUUCCUUGCAAGACAUCCCAUGUGCUUAGGGUUUCUAAGCUUUAUGCAUCCUGAUGACUCAUCAAUGAGUCAGGUCUGGCAUCAAACUGUUUAUUGACGUGAUAGAUGGACUAACUGGUGAUCAAACUCUUAAAAAUUCUCUGAUUGCAACUCCCAUGGGGAUGCAUAAAAAUGGUUUACCCAAGUGCAUUGAUUUCCAAUUGUUGUCAAUAUGGAUGAGGAUGCUGUAGAACUGGGAACUGUUUCGGGAGCUGCAUAUUUACCAGUGAAACUUUGUUUUCGGGAAUAAACCGACAAAAGAAAAGCUAUGAGAUGUCAUCUUUAAAGAGGUGUGAGGCUACACCGUUUGAAGUGUAUCUCAGGUUGAAGCCUGAAGGCAUCCCGGUUUUCUUUACCUUGGGAAGCAUAAUUGCCAUUUGAAUUUCCUGUGUUGUUUACAGGGAAAUCCCUUCUUUUUUCUAUCAUUCUUCAGUAGUUCAUAACUCCCAUAUCCGAACGUUUGGUUAGAAAAUCUAGUGCGCAUACCACUUGCUUCACCGUGUGGAAAGUGGAAACGUACAAAAUUUAUCUCGACAUUGGGUCCUCCUUAACGACCUGAUUGCUUGCAGUAAUUGGAAUUGGCUGUGAGAUUGUAUCAAUACUGCUAUCUUUGGUUUGUCCUUUUACUGUUGUCAUUCGAGUACUUGGUACAAGCAACAUGUUUCCCUUCACUGGCAUGAUUUUCCGCGAUUGAUGUCA
Rhododendron vialii is the source of this 2630-nucleotide messenger RNA. RefSeq names its product protein phosphatase 1 regulatory inhibitor subunit PPP1R8 homolog. The record is from RefSeq and is a predicted model, not a curated record. Lineage: Eukaryota; Viridiplantae; Streptophyta; Magnoliopsida; Ericales; Ericaceae. Gene Ontology annotation, molecular function: mRNA binding; protein binding. The transcript has 4 exons. The coding region runs from base 448 to 1761 and encodes 437 amino acids.